Molecule: messenger RNA, 1119 nt
Organism: Emiliania huxleyi CCMP1516
Lineage: Eukaryota; Haptophyta; Isochrysidales; Noelaerhabdaceae
Exons: 9
Coding region: 1-1119 (372 amino acids)
Source: RefSeq, a predicted model, not a curated record
AUGCCUGCUGCGGCAAUCGACGCCGUCGCCACCGUUGCUGCUGGCCUGUUUUACACGCAGUCUCUGCUGCCGCUCUGGCUCUUCAACCUCCGCGUCAAUGGCCGGUGGGACGGGCUCGUCCUCAUCUUUUCGACCGACGAGACCGCCGCCAGAAGAGCCGAGUACGUCAGCCUCAAGACGCGCAUCUUCGACAUGGUGCCCGCGGAGUUCGACUGGGUCGAGCGGCUCCUCGUGCUCGACACGGACAUAAUGGCCACCCGCCGUUUGCGUGCAUUCCUCAGCGGCGUGGCGGGCGGAGUGAUGGAGGUGGCGUGGCCGCGGAGCGGGCGGUGCGACCCGCGGGUGGAGGUGGUGGUGCCCGCCGAGCGGCCCACCCUCCAGGUCGCACGAUGGCUGCGUGGCCCCUUUGCCCUCGGCUCGCCCUCCAACGCCUGGGGCGACCGGAUAGCGACGCACCUCAACACGGCCGUCCAGCUGCAGCACCGGCGCUGCAGCGCGCGCUGCGUCUCCUCACGUCCAUUCGCCGGCGUUGCCAACAGGCACCUCCGCUCCGCUCGGCACGGGGCGCCCGCCGAGUCGUUUCUCAUCGCCCACGCUCUCGCGCGAGCAGCAUCCACGGAGCAGCACGUCGCAGUACCGGCCCGCUGCGUCGACGCGGCUGCCCGGCUGGAGUGGGCCGCAGCCGCCUUCGGCCUCGGCAGCGCUCUGUGGGCGGUCGGCGCCGCCGCAGAACUCUCGGUGAGUGAGCGCGGCAUCUUUGCGCCCACCAUCGCCGUUGGCAUCGGCUUUGGACCGACCGCAUACUUUGCGGGCGUGAAGCACAGCCCAAUGACGGCUUUCGCGGUGAUGGCGGGCCUCUUCUCCACCACCUCGUCCGUUGUCACCGCCAUGCUCGUUGCCGCCGUCCUCGGCUGGCGCGUGACCCCAUCGCGAGCCCAUCCGCUUGCUCGCGGGCGAUACCGGCUCAGCUCGCGCUUGUUCGCACCGCGACCGCUCUACGGCGCGCUCUCCGCGAAGCUCCCCCCGCCGCUGCCGCCCGAGUCGCUCGAGUGUGACCCGCAGGCGCUGCCGCCCCCACACUAUGCGGUCGCGGGCCCCGGCGUUGCACUGAUAUUGUGA